Molecule: messenger RNA, 1629 nt
Organism: Lolium perenne
Lineage: Eukaryota; Viridiplantae; Streptophyta; Magnoliopsida; Poales; Poaceae
Source: RefSeq, a predicted model, not a curated record
AUGCCCCUGAACUGGAAGUGGGGCCAUCUUCCUCUUAGCGCCAUGAACCCUCCAACAGCUGAUGCUUGUGAGCGCUUCCCUCGCAUUGCUGAGGAGGUGCGCGCUCCUUUCCGGAGGCGCGAUCUGGACAAGGUUGACCCGGAUCCUUACGUGAUUUGGACCAAGAGCAAGAUGAGCCGCUCCCAGACUCCGCGUCCCGCCGCUCCUUCAGCCAACGCCAACCCACAGGUUGUGGAGCGCGCCACCCCGCUUCAGGCCGAAUGCGGGGCCGAGUUUCUGGAGAAGCUCACCUCCGAAGGCCGCAAGAAGAAGGCGCCCACACCCGAGGCCGGCUCCAGCGAGAUUCCUCCGGCCAAGCGCUCCCGGGUGGAGAUCGGUGGCAAGACGGUCACCACCAAGCGCUACCGGAAGCGGGAGAUGCCGGUGGCUACCGGGCCUCCUUUGAAGAUCUCCAAGAGCGCCUCUGGCAUGAGGCCGGAGACUUCUGGGGACGCCGCCAGGGGCUCCCCUCCUCCUCAGCCAAGCCCGACACCAUCUGGUGCCGGCAACCCUUCUGCCUCCCCUCUGGGGGGGCAACAUAAGUUCGAGAAAAAGAAGAAGAAGACCUUUUCGUCCCCCUCCAAGGCCGUGCCGGAUUUUUCCGAGCCGGCCAACUCCGCUCCAGCAAAGGAUGCUCCCGAAGCUCCUGUGCCGCCCAAGACUGGGACAACACCUCCUCCGGCUGCCCCGGUCGGCAAGCCAACGGCCGCCAAGCCAACGCCGCCAGAGAGCGGCAAGCUCACGACCCAACAGCUUGCUGCGGUGGUGACCGCGGCCACAGAUCCCUCCUCCAGCUCGCGAACGAUGGUCCUACAUACCGCCCGCGCCGUCGUGGUAGCCUCCGAGACGGCCUCCGCCCAGGUAGGCCGGAUCACAGAGUUCCAGCGCCAAGGAGCCGACCUGGGCCAUCUGCUCGAUUACGCUGAAAAGUGGAAUCGGGCAGAUCUGACGCCGGCGACGCGGGGCCUCGGCAAAGACAAGCUGCCGGUGGUCGACCCCUCCGGCCCUCGCAGCACCGGACAACAUUUUGGCCAGCUGCGGCGCGCGGCCAAGGAGUUCGAUAACGCCUGGCACGAUGCCAGCACCAACGUGACGAGCAUGGUGGACACCCGGAAGCAGCUCUUUGAGGAGCUGCUGUGGGAGUACCGGGAGCUGUCCGAGGCACACAACAAGUGCCAAGCGCUCCCGGAAGUCUCCUUCGAGGAUCUCUCCGCCGAGCUUGCCGCGUUCAAAGCUGAAAAGGAGCAGCUCACCUCCGCGCACCGCGAGAUGAAGGAGCAGGCCAUGCAGGCUGAGCUCCGGCAUGCGCGUGAGCUCAAGGAGGCCAAAUCCGCAGCAGAGGCCAAACUUGACGAAACUCUGAAGGAGUAUACCGACUCCACUGCUGGGCUGCGGAAAGAGCUGGAGGAGGAGACGGCUGCGCCGGACAAGAUCGCCCAGCUCACCACCGAUCAAGCCGAUUAUGAUCGGAUGGUGAUGCAGAUCGACGCCCUCGCGUGCAGGAUCUUCCCGGACUCCCAGGCGCAUGCUGUCGCCAACGUCACAGAGCACAGGGCCACGCAAAACUUGCCGAGUCCGGAUGCGCCCUAG